AUGUCGGACACCUGUGGCGACAAAUGUGAAUCAUUGGAAUGGAUCCGUGAGCGGAUUCACAACAAGAAGCACUUCACCGCCCGUUUCAUCGGACAGAUCGUCGAUGCUUCUGGAAUGGAGGCGGAGCUGGUUGUCAAAGUUCUCGCUGGAGUCCUAUUCGCCAUUCUCGCAUUCAGUGAUCAUGCCCACUUCUUCGCCAACUCACUCCUCGUCAUCGUUCCAGCCCUUCUCAUUUUUGUUUUCCCGGCAGAAAAACCAACAGAUGAUUCCCUUUUCAUCUACUUUUCUCUUUUCGGAGCCCUCACCGUCUUGGAUAGAAGUUUGGAGAAGAUUCCAUGCUACUACAUUCUCAAGUUGGCUCUUUUCGUGUUGCUCUACCUUCCACCAUAUGUUUUGCACAAGCGAAUCAGCGAACUCAUUCAAGAUCAACUCAAACCACAGAAAAGCAGUGAAAAUGUGUCUGAAAUGACUCGUAGCAACCGCACAGCUCCGAAAACGAAUCAAUCUACGAGGACUGCUGUUUCAGCUGCUCCACUUCCUCCACCACCAGCACAAGAACAACCAAAACCUGUUGAGCAAGCACCGGCUCCUGUUGUGGUUCCAGCUCCAGUACCGGUUCCAGUCGAGCAACCAGCACCUCCACCGCAACCAGUUGAACAACCUCCACCGCCACCACCGGUCGAACAAGCUCCUCCACCACCUCCAGCACCUGCUCCGGAACCAACUCCAGCUCCAGCUGAUCCAGCACCCAAACUUCCUUCAUCUAGAAGUCGUACUGAUCUUGCUGGUGGCUCUCAGCGCCUGAAGAGUGGACCGAAUCCAAUGCAAUCCAACUCAUUUUACAAUUUGAAAUCCGAGGCAGAUGGUUUCAAUUCUCGCAAUGCUAUCAGUCCUGGAAGCAAUUUGAACGAUAUGAUCUUCCGACCAACUGAAAAACUUGUUUUCAAUGCUCCAUUCGAUUACGAUAACUUGACUUAUCACAUGAAAAUCACCAAUAACAGUCAUCAUCGUAUUGCAUAUGCAGUCAAAGGAAAUGCAGUUCCACGUGUCAUGGCCAAUCCAGCUUUCGGUAUUUUGAAUGUCGGAGAAAUGAGAAUUGUGGCUGUGUCUGUGCAGAAGUUUGAUUGGAAUGACGUUGAUUACCAGAAGGAUCGUAUCGCCUACGACUAUGUUCUCUUGCCGGAUGAUAACAAAGAGAAGACGUUUUCGAUGGCAAUGUUCCAGAACUCGGAUACUAAAAGACGAAAGAACAUUAUGAUUGAAUACAAUCCAUAG
Messenger RNA from Caenorhabditis remanei, 1275 nucleotides. RefSeq lists its product as uncharacterized. The transcript has 4 exons. The coding region runs from base 1 to 1275 and encodes 424 amino acids. The record is from RefSeq and is a predicted model, not a curated record. Lineage: Eukaryota; Metazoa; Nematoda; Chromadorea; Rhabditida; Rhabditidae.